UGCCACACCACACCCAGGCUCGGGCUGAUUACACUGUGAAUAAGGCAUUGAAAACCGGCUGUACAAUACAACCGGCCGUGUUUACAUAAGCUCGACAGGGCCAAAGGAUACCCCUCUAAACCACAGUGGCGUCGAAAGGAUUUUUACGGACCCUUUUUCAGACGGGAGGACCAUUUUGCACAUUCUGAGUGCUACCAUCUUCGUUUUUCAAAAUGGCUUGCUGCCUUUCGGAAGAGGCGCUUGAGCAAAAGCGAAUAAACCAAGAAAUUGAGAAACAACUACGUAGGGAUAAAAAAGAUGCGAGACGGGAACUCAAACUAUUACUACUCGGUACUGGUGAAUCCGGUAAAAGCACAUUCAUCAAACAGAUGCGAAUCAUCCAUGGUUCAGGAUACUCAGACGAGGACAAACGCAGCUUUAUAAAACUUGUGUACCAAAACAUCUUUAUGGCCAUGAACUCAAUGAUACGAGCUAUGGACACACUCAAAAUCCCGUACCGAGAUCCGGCAAAUGAGGCGAACAGCCAGGAAAACUCUGAAAUGGUCCGGUCGGUCGACUACGAAAAAGUAACAACAUUUGAAAAACCAUAUGUAGAAGCGAUAAAGGUUUUAUGGAAUGAUGCGGGUAUUCAGGAGUGUUACGACCGAAAAAGAGAGUACCAGUUAACUGACUCUGCCAAAUAUUACCUUGAUGCUAUUGAUAGGAUAGCAGAGCCAACCUAUUUACCAAGCUUACAAGACAUAUUACGUGUUAGGGUACCGACCACAGGUAUCAUAGAAUACCCAUUUGACCUAGACAAUAUAAUUUUUAGGAUGGUAGAUGUAGGGGGCCAACGUUCGGAGCGUAGAAAAUGGAUCCAUUGUUUUGAAAAUGUCACGUCCAUCAUGUUUUUAGUAGCCUUAAGUGAAUACGACCAAGUCUUGGUCGAAUCUGACAAUGAGAACCGGAUGGAAGAAUCAAAAGCGCUUUUCAGGACUAUUAUCACAUAUCCCUGGUUCCAAAACUCCUCCGUCAUAUUAUUCUUAAACAAGAAAGAUUUGCUGGAAGAAAAAAUUAUGCACUCCCAUCUCGUAGACUAUUUUCCAGAAUUCGAUGGUCCUCAAAGAGACGCUCAGGCAGCACGUGAAUUCAUCCUUAAGAUGUUUGUAGAUUUAAACCCGGACCCUGAUAAGAUCAUCUACUCUCAUUUCACAUGUGCUACAGACACAGAGAACAUCAAGUUUGUGUUUGCCGCGGUCAAGGAUACCAUCUUACAACUGAACUUGAAGGAGUACAAUCUGGUGUGAUAUUAUUCAAAUCUAUGCUCAUUUACGCUAAUUUAUUCAAAAUGUCCUUGUUGCCGACACAGAGAAUACCAGGUUCGUGUUUAAUGCGACACCGGAUCUAAGACACAAUCCUCAUUUGAAGUAUAACUUGGUGUGACCGGGGAACCUGUCGGCCAUCUUUGUGGAAGUGUCCUUCACCCUCAUGAUCACCUGGCAACACGUUUCUAUGGAAACCACUGUUACCGUGGCAACCAUGAAGACUAUCACCUAUCUUGCGUAACUUUGUGAUCAAUCAAUUGUAAUCAGAUGACAAAUGUAUUUUCAAAAAUAUUUAAAACGAGCGGAAAUUUUGAGCAGGAUUCUGGAUCACGAAGUGAACCGGGGUUUAGGCAGUAUAGGCCCUGAACCUGUGUAAGCGUCUGGGCCUGAAGCUGUAUAAAUAAAACCAGUUUGUAUGUAUCUUGAAUGCACAAAACACAGCAUGUACGCAUUGACUGUUGUAGCUGUCGGAAAUUGACCUCGUUUUUAACAAUGCCACCUAUAUUUGAUUUGUGCAAUCACUCUAAAGCUUGUGCUUGGUACCAUCUGUUCUCAGAAGUGUUCACUUUGACUUUGGCCCUGAACUAGCGUAAGGAGUGUUCAUUUGGACAUUGUCAUUAGCUCUGAACUAGCAUAAGGAGUGUUCAUUUGGACAUGGCCCAGAACUAGGAUAUGGAUUGUCACUUGGACAUGGCCCAGAACUAGUAUAUGGAUUGUUCACUUGGACACAGCCCUGAACUAGCAUAAGGAGUGUUGACGUGGAUUUUCGUAACUAGUCGAAAAAGUGUUCAUUUGGACGGUGAAUGUAGAAACAGUUAUACCUGGAUACGGAACGCGUCAUGUGUGGCGUCCAUUUUGAGACGCACAGACACUCUAUUUGGCUCGUGACGCGAGUCAAACUUUUGUAUAUAGCAAAGAAAGGAUUUACUCGGUACAUAGUAACAUGUUGUAAAGAAACUCGUCGCAUUCAGUUCUGAGUUUGUUUAUUUUCUGUAUAGUGUGAGAAGAUGACUUAAACUAUGACCUUGCACACCUGAAAUUACAAAUAGACUGGUCCAAUGGGUUGAAAUACUACUAUUAUGGAAUGUCCCAUUUUAGUUUUGAGGUGUGUCUACACCUAAAAUGCAAAAUGUUUCCAUCCAAUUAUUUUGAAAAUGCUAUAAGAUGGAAGAUCCCAUUAAAGAUAUUCAGGGUCCAUCGGUGGAAUUCCCAGCCUCACAUUUGAGAAAGAAGGAACGGAAUUGGUGCUAGACCGUGUGAAAUAUUGCAGAUAUAGUGAGGUGUCCCAACAUAUGUGGGUGUAACACCCCUAAACUAACAAAAUAGAUAGUCCCAAUUAUCCAAAAUGUGUGAGGAUGUGGAAGAUCCCAUUUUACUCUUGGGGGUGAAGGGAAGUAACAAAUCGCAAAAUUUUGGGUCAUUCUAUUCUGGGCGGAUUUUGUCUCUGAAAUGGAAGAAAUUGGAUUUUGUUAUUUGGAUUUUAGGGGUGUAGGGUAUCUAAACUAUGGAAUGACGCGUCGGCCAUUUUGUUUCGAUUUCCUGUUUAUAUAUGUCAUGACGAGACUAUUUUGUAUGUGGACAGUGUCGCUUUUUAUACUGAGCCCUCGGGUUGUUAGGCAACGUGGAAAAAUGUAAAAAUGGAUUGAGAUAGUGAUUUUUGACCUGACACCCCUUUGAAGCAUAAUGGGACGGGGUAAAGUUCAUUCUCUUCAUUAGGUGGGUCGGUUCAUCUUUUAUCCAAGGGGUAGAUGAAGGUUUCAUCGAGAAGCCUUGCUUUCGGUUUCAACUCUAAAUCUCGGAGUCGGUCUCCAAAUUCUAAAGAAUUCUAGACCUUUAACUUCAGAGUUUCAAAGCAAAUAAUUUGUCUUUUCCCGUUAAAUUUGAAGAUUUCUUCUGAUGUUCUAACAAACUCUUGUUGACGAUCUUUGGUCCCAGUCCCUUGGAUGUAAGAUUAUUUUAAAGACUUCAUCGCUAAUCUAAUGAGCUGGUGAGCUUGGGCUCUGAAACAAGUACUCUUAUAAAACCAUGACAAUUCAUUUGAAUACUGUUUGAGAUUUAUCAUGGGAAUAUUGUACCUUCUGGGUUAAUAAUGGACCUGACCAUCAAUGGAAAAUGAGUUGACUUAGACUGUCCCAUUAUUCUGUAUAGGGGUGUUCAUGUCAGGGCGGCCAUGAGGAAGUAAUACACCAUUUUUUGUUGAAGAUAGAUACGUUGAUGGCAGACGAAGCUGGCCUUGACCUUGGGAUGUAUAAUCAAAUAAUAUAUAAAUUAGCUCUCGAAGACGAAGGGCGAUUACAAAUUUUUGUAAUUGAAUUGAAACAAUUGUAGCACCGAACGUAACAUUUUGUAAACUUCAUUGUCUUAAUCUCACUUGGUUCCUUUGGCACUUUUCCGUCACCGCUAUUUAAUAUUUUGGGGAUUUGCCAUCACUUUGAUGUUGUGCCACGACCAGUCGCCAUGGUGACACAGCAUUACCAUGGUUACAGUAUGUGUUGUCCGUAGCAACUAAAUCUUGACACCUUGAUUUUGCAAUGAAUGGUAUUUAUAUAUUUAAAUUAUAAUCUCGUACACGUUUAGCAGACUACAGCAUCUAUAUUUUAACCCGUCAUGAGCCUAGGGGGCAGCACUGGGCGACUGUAUAUAAUGGCAUUAAUAGAAAUCCGAUCGUACAAUGUUCAUAGUGGUUGGUUUGCAGAUUUCAAUCCCGGGGAAAGUUUUUGAAUUUAUACAAUCUUUUAGGCCCUGGCGGUAAAAAUGGGACCAAAUCAUGUCUGAGCAGCUGUUGAGUUGAUCUUUUCUGAAUUAUUAUGAAAUAAUUUAUCAGAGAAUCUCCAUGCAGCAUUCCCCUUGGUGUUCUGAGUAAGUGCGUGCCACUCCAACGAUCGGGCGAAAAAUUUAAAUUGAUGACUUGACGGAACUGUGCCGCGAUUACAUGUGGAUUGUGGUUGUCUCUUGCCUGCCUCCCCUUCAGGAGCCUCUUGUGCUAAAUACGCUUUUUGUUAGCCGUACGAUUAUGUACCGUGGCGCCCCCUUUUGACGAGAAAGUGCCCAAGGAUAUAUUUUACCAUGUUUUGUAGCUCAUAACGUGCAUAUUGUUACCAUGGUUACUAUAAAAUAAACACACUCAUGUCAUUUUUUAUCACGAUGUUGUACAAGGCGGUAUUGCGGUGCAGCGCCACGAGUUUUAAUUUGUAGAUGCUUCAAUGGUGGCGCUGUACCACAAUGUUCUAGUUGUUGUUAUUUGUCUUUGCGGACGCCCAUAUAUUUUCGCGAUUAUGGAGUGUCCCCUACGUUAAUCUUUAAAUGUUUAGACUUUUAUAAAUGCGUAUAUUUGAAGUCUGUAUCGCCUUAUUUUGAACGCAAUUGGGCGCCGCCUGCACGUGUUGGUAGCAACUAUGUCCAUAUCGAUUUAUUUUGCAAACGGAACUUAAUUGGGUGGCGCCUUCUUUGAUACAAUUGUGAACUAAUUGCGUCUAUAGAUCAUGUGACUAUGAGUUUAGGUUCAGAACUAUAAAUAUUGCAUGUCGAUUCAUUUCUUCUGUUUAGUUCCUCAGUGCUUUUGGUGAAAUAUCUAGUCUCGAGCAGUCUGUAAAUUUGAGGUUCUCGGGGUCUUAACUUUUGCUAAAGACAAAAAGUGAGCUUUGAAAUACCGACUCCACCAAGUUGAAUUUGAGAAAAUGUUUGAAAAUAUGACACCAAUACAUUGAAAUUGUACUUCCGAGAAGUCAAAAUUUGAAAUGGUGUUUCCAAUGACUUGAGAUUUGAAAUGGGGGAAAUUGUCAAUUGAGCAGUUUCGUCAUAACAGAUCCAGCUGUUUGCGGGAAAAAAGUGACACGAAAUUGUUAACUGAUGUCUUUGUGCCUUGAUUCAGCAGAAAUUUGCUGGGUUUUACGGUAUUUUGAGAAAAUGGGCAUUUUCGGUUUUUCAACAUAAGGCGAAACAGCUCAGUGAAUGAUGUACAGUCUGGGGUUGUCAUGGCAACGGCAAAUUUUACAGAUGCUCAUACAGCAAGUCAGUUGGGCUGGGUUUGACCUCAUGACCCUUAGGUUACAAGAUAAACGCUAUGAGGAGUACGCCAGCUUGCUCAUGAGUAAUCAAAAUUGGAAAAUCGCCAUUUCAGAUUUUAGAAAAUGCAAUUGGAGGAGUUUUUUGCUGGUGUAAUUUUGUGAUCUUGAUUUGAGUAGUUGCUCUGUGCUCAUUUUGUCUCUGUAGAAUUUGCCAUCUUCUACCCACUGCCACGGCUUCAUCCUGGGCCAAUCCCAGUUGGCAUUGGCAACGCCAGGAGCUUGUACUAGUUUGAAACAGAUGCUGAAACCGGUGUUUCCCAGAUGUUGGAACCGGUUUACUCUGCACUCUGAAAUUAUUAGGCCUAGAUAUUUAGCUAAAGCGAAAGUCUGUAGUGAACUGUAUUUAAAAAUGGUCGGUUUGGUGAUGUGGUUGUGGUGGUCAUUUCUUUCACGCAUUUUUUACAAAAUCGUGAACAUUUGAAAUUAUGUUAGCAUUUUUGUUGCCGUAGUAACAAGCUUGUGUUACCAUGUUGACCAAAUUUUGUCCCCAUAGUAACAGAAAAUGUAUUUUACCUAAACCUGAUCACAUAUUUCCAAAAAAUUAUUUUAGAUUGAAAUAAAUGCAGUUGUAUUUAUUCCGAAUCCUUUGGAGAAAAAUGGCCGCCACAACCUUGACCUUUGACCUUGAUCCGCAGUGCGUGGUAUAUUAUUUGAAAAAUUGAAUUUGAAUGUAGAAUACAAUGAGGUAAUGUGCAUUAUUUUACAAGAAUGUUUUAUGUAAGAUGGGUUAUUUAUUUCAAUGCUAGCGCACACGUUUAAUACCACAGAGACUUGGCAGGUUUGGCUAAAAAUGGAGGUGUUGUCACCCGGGGAAAGAGUUUGGUGAAAAUAAAAAAUUCGUCUUUUUUCAAGAUGAGCGUCUCUUGCCUUGAUGUGGCAGAACUUGGCCGAGUUAUUGGGUCAACCGCUCUUGAUUUCAACAUCGCGGGUGACGUGAAGUCAGAAAGAUCAAAGACGGACCCGUAAGUCACCAUUUUGUUUCCCCGCAUCAGAGCUCAGCUCAUCUUGAGAGACGUGCAUUGUUGACGCACACUUCAAAGAUCAGUAAACGGUUCUGUUGGGUGUGAUCAAUUGUUGAAAUGGGUUUUCUUCUGCCGCGUUUUUAGAAAACCUGCCAUACUCUCUGUCUUGCCUCUAGUCGGUUGUAACUUGCUGUAAAUGUAGAAUACGGAACACGAGAGAGUUAUCACAGACUUAUACCCCUCAGCAUCCCAAAUGGAACAGUCCAUUCUUCUCUUUCUGUAAAGUGGGUUAUUCCAUUAUGAUCCCCGUGGUGUGAAAAUAACUUUUUCCAGUAGAGACUCCAACUCUUAAAACUGAUAAAUUCUAGAGUGUUUGGCUUGGUAUGGUGUUCUGCUCAGAAAAAUAUCGCUGACUUGCACUCCCACCAAACUGCAAUGGGACAGUCCAAACUGAGUCAUUUUCCUAUGAAGUGGAUGAUACCAUUAUGAUUCUGAGGUUGUGGAGAUCUGUUCUACCUGUCAAACAGAGGCUCCUCUCAAAAAAUGGACUUAACCCUUGAAUGGUAAACUCGCCCCCCAACAGCCUUGACACGAGAAACCAGAAAGAAAUCAACGCUUAUCCCUCUCCCAUAACGAUAUACCAAGUAUGAAAUUGCUUGUCGAUAUAAUAUGGAUUAUACAGUCUGCCUGGAACUUGUAAUAACAAUCAGCCCUGAACAUGCAUAUUGAAUACACUCCUGCCUUCUUGAGUGUGUUGAGUCAGUAUGUGCUGUGAACAUGUAUAGUCAACGCAUUGGUUCACCCGGAACAUGUAUAGUUAAGACAGCUGGAUGAGACUGUCGGCGGUGUUGUUGAACUGAUUUGGGUCGUUCAUGUGCCUCGCCCUUUGAUAUAGUUACAUGGUGAAACCAGCUUUUAUUUCAUCUGAUGAUUUGUGAGAUGGCCUUUAAUUUGACAAAAAUGUGAGUUCAGUUUUGAUUUCAUCAAAAAAUAUUGUUGAUUUUGUUUUCUGUAAACUGUGACAUUUUUGUGAGAGUUUUAGUUUAUGAUUUUUGCGAAAAAAAACAUCAAAAUUAAGUCUAUCGCUAAGGCAAUAUUUUAGUCAUCGCCAAGUGAAUAUCAGCAAAUUCACCAGAUUUUAGCGUCGCAAAAAUUCAUGGUUUACGGUAAUGAAAUAACACAUGUACAUUUUAAUGUGAUGAAAACCUUGUACUUUUUCUUCAGACUGUUGUGAACCUGCCACCCCUCACUUUGCCAGAAUGGACUUUCCCUGAUAGACACUCAAGGUGUGUCAAGGGUGAAGACCAUUGCAGGUUUGGUGGGAGUGCAGGUGGGAUAAAUGGUGAGAGCUAGAACUGUCCUUGGUUGUACAGGUGUGGUUGUGCCCUGUCGCAAAAUUGCCAAUCAGUGCGUUGCCCAGCCAACGUGGUCGUUCCUCGUGACACCAAGAAGAAUACUAUUAACCUUGGAAACAUUCGCGACAAUUUUUGUCCCCGGUUUUGUGAAAUUUCAUCUUUGGCAUAGUGUUGAUGUGGAGAUUUGAAAACAGUGUAACAGUAGUUAGUCAAUGAUAUCAGUUUACUCAGAACUUAUUUGUGUCAGAGAUGGGCCAAUCCUGAACGGCAGUAUUCACACCACUUUCGUACUUACUAGUCUAUUCGGCGCUUCAUCCCAUGUGGGAGAUUAGGCCUCUCUGUUUCUCCGCUUCUUUCGGUCUUUCACUGCCUUGGCGGCCUCGUCCCAAGUAAGUACUUUCUGGCGGAGUGCAAUACAACUUGUGCAGUGGGAACGAUUUGUCAAAGAAGAAAAAUUUGAACAAAAGAAUCUUUCCAAUCUUGACCGAAAAAAACCACAGUACAGUUACCGGGGUAUUAAUGUUUGGUUGCAACUGGCGACAACACAGAUCUGUACACUUCAGGGCAAUGCUGUGUCACACAUUUGGCAAAAGAUGUCACCACCAGUCCGGGACAAGUAAACCAAAUAACCGGUAUUUGACGGCAAUAAGUCACUUUUCUGUCUUGAGAAAAAACACGGUACAACACGGCUUGUUUUCAUUUUGUGCAGUGUUUUUCACGUCUUGGGACAGUUCCUAUGUACAACUUGUUACUAUCAGUGAAUUGAGUCCCUUUUCCCCCUUGACAGAAAACGCGGUUCCACACAGUUUUGGGAGCGCCCAGUGGCGUCCCCUAUAACGGCCUUAUUGUCAGAAUGUGAUAGGUUUUCUUUUCAGUAUUUUUAGCAGAUUUCCGUGCGUGAACAAUCUUUUUGGUGUUGUUCUGAACUUGUUGAUGUAAACGAUCGGCUGAUCUGAAAUCCAUGCGCAUCGAGAAGUGGUCUUGUUGAAUGAGAGUGCUUCAACAACUUUCGUCACAAAUUGACGGACUAGUUCAAUAAAAGAGGUGUGUGCACGAAUCUGGCAAGUCCGGCUUUUGGUGUAACAGAGAUAUUGGUGCGACCUUGUUUGUCAGACUUUCAUCUAUUGACUGAAAUCAAAAGUAUUGCACCUCACAGCGCCAGUUUUGAAAUCUUUCACAUGAUCACUCAAGAAAAAUCAGUUACGUGGGGAAAGAAGCCAAUAAGCUUGAUGUGCGACGCACUUGAUGACCACAGUGCCGCCAUUUUAUGGUACUCUCCACCAGGAAUGUCGAUUAUCUCAUAACGACACCCUGUUAUUGAAGCUGGAUGUAAUGCGUUACUGCCUCUCAGCGUCGUGUGGUUUUGGAUCAGCCGGUUCUGUCACAUGUCAUGAUGUACCAAAGCCAUUUUUGAUGAACGUGAAGUCAGUAACACCCCUUUUACUCAGAAUGGAGCAGUCCAAUCUGAUUCAUUUUCUAUUGAGUGGAGGAUUCCAUUAUGGUCCCCAAGGUGUGAAAGCACUUGAUAUUUGACAAUGUGAAAUUAGCAACUGAUGUUGUAUAAAUAUGAAGAAUAAUAACGCUGAGGAUGUAAUGAUUCAAGGUAAAGUUGGAGAAAGAAGACGCUUCUUUAAAAACUCGUAGCAUUGUAGGAGUUUUACUGAUGAAAAUUGCAUUGGCAUGCGAGAAAAAAUGUUUUGAAACGGUUAGAUAAUUGUUACAUCUUCUGCAUUAUAUAACAUCUUGGAACAAUUACAUUGUCUUUACAAUGCGAUUAAAUGGUUGAGCAACUAAAUAGCGCAAAAAAGUGAAAAUGUGCCAAAAUGGUGAGUGUUAAAAUGUUGUACAACCUCUGCAGUUGAUGUCAUUAUCACCCCUAAUAACCCACAAUGAACUGCUCCAUAUGUAAAUAUUACAUAAUCAUUCAGAAGAGUCCAUUUGGGCUUGGGGUGGAGCAUCAAUUUCUGUGGAUAUAAUACCACUGACCCUCUCCUGUUUUCUGUUUUCUUUCAUAAAGGGAUGAAAUUAUCAGAAGAUGACUGUUUAGAAAAUUGUGCCCAUCACAUUGCAGAAAAAGUUCUUUUGAGCUAUUUGCAGUUAUUGACACUGACCCCCUCUAUGUUUGAAAUAUGUUACUAGUCACAUUCAUUUAUGACAAAAUAUCACCAACUCUAUUCAUUAAGAUGUGCCUAUGUUAUAAUAUUUUCAACUUUUCUCAAUGGAAUUAUUGCUUGAUAUAAACAUUCUCACCGUUGGCUAACUUAUAUCGAACACACCCGUAACUAUGGCUGUUGCCAUAGCAACCAUGGUCAUCGCCAUGGUCACCUGUUACUAUAGUAACAUAAGUUUUGUUCUGUAGCACUCAGUGGGUGAACAUUUAUUCUGAGGCAUUUCUGUUGUAUGGAGCAAAUGAAUAUAAAUUGCUGUAUAAGGUGGUUAAUAAUUUGGUGUAGUUAAUUCUUAAUAGAGGGCAUAACAAUCACCCACAAACGACACGUCACACAUCGUUAUUAUGGUACAUCUUGCAUUCUAUCAUAUUCACUUGGUACAUCAUGAUCGGUUGACGUCCAAAUAACUCGCCACACAUUUAUUGUAAAGAAUCAUACUGUUCUCUUCAAAAGGCUGGUUGCUAUGGCAACAGUUGUUGGGUAACCCGUGGUAACCGUUGCCUUAGCAACUACAUAGAUAUAUUGCAUAGUCUAGUCAUCACAGCUUGAAAAUUUAACAAAAGAGGGUGCACAACCUUGUCCCUGGAGACAGAAUAUUUAAAAGAAUGUGAAAAAAUCUCCUUGGGACUAGGUUGAAAUCUGCCCAGCCUUAUUCCUAGGGGUUAAUCAUACAUUACAAAAUUCAAUCAUAAAAGUCAAGAGCCCCUUGGAACCAGGUUGACAUUUUAAAGUUUCUACGCAGCGCCCUCUUUUUGUAAGAUAAUUACCGUCUGAAGCACACGACUGCGGUGACCUUGAACGUGUGACCUUGAAGUGUCCACCUGACCUUGGGAUUCAACGCACCAUGACGAUAAUAUAGGAGUUUAUUACGUUUUUAUCGGGUCGCGAAUCGGUGUGUUUCAAUAUCGUGUACAAUCUUGAACUAACAGGACGCACAGACUCUCAGGUCUAGGGAGCACCACCAGUCUCGGGUGCUGUGAGUGAAAUGUUUGUUCUUUUUGACCUAACAGUGGAGUAGAAUAUUUUGUGUAGAAAUUGGCCAUAUGUGCAAUUGAUUUUGAAAGUGGUCUGAAUAGUGAAGCAGUUAAAAUCAGUGCCAUUGCUUUGGUUGAGUUAGAGGACUUGUUUUGGUUUCCGUAGUUACAGAAAGUAAGGGGUUAAGUUGCUUGAUUUCAUUGUUGGUCACUGAGAGUGCCUUGUUGUGUUUAAGCCAUUUUGGCAACUUGGAAAGUAUUGUUCGAGAUGAAUACCAGCUCGUUCGGGAUAUUCGUACAGUUAGGCCAUAUCAUGCUAUUUCAGCAACUUGAAAUAUAAGCAAAGCCAAACCUAUGGAUGUUCCAAGCGUCAGUGAAAUGGACUUCAAUUAGACCAUGAACUUGAGUUUAUGAAGGACUGUAAAGCCUUGUAUAUCAAGUUCAUGGACAUCACUGGACUUGGGAUGUACUUGAAUUAAUAGAUAUUCUUGAAUUAAUGGGGCCCCAAGAAAUUCCUCGAACACGGGAAUCAAGUAAUUUACCACGUGUUGAAAGUCAAUCGAGUAAUCCUGGGCAUAGCGGUCUCCAGGUUGGAGGAUGGACAUGAAUUUGCAGCAAUUUGGGCCACUUGGUUAAGUGAUUACCCCAGAGAGUCGUACCCGACUUCAAGGUCGUAAGUGUCCCUUAGUUGAGGGUUCCACCCAGGUUUGAGAGUCUGUUUGUGUCCUGUUGCCACGGUUACAAGUCUGGAGAAGUGUUCUGUUAUAGCUACUAGAUACCACUGGAAUUAUAAUGUCUGUAUAAUAAAAUGCUCUGUCAUAA
Molecule: messenger RNA, 11652 nt
Organism: Lineus longissimus
Lineage: Eukaryota; Metazoa; Nemertea; Pilidiophora; Heteronemertea; Lineidae
Product: guanine nucleotide-binding protein G(q) subunit alpha
Exons: 9
Coding region: 213-1286 (357 amino acids)
Biological process (GO): adenylate cyclase-modulating G protein-coupled receptor signaling pathway; phospholipase C-activating dopamine receptor signaling pathway
Cellular component (GO): heterotrimeric G-protein complex
Molecular function (GO): guanyl nucleotide binding; G-protein beta/gamma-subunit complex binding; GTPase activity
Source: RefSeq, a predicted model, not a curated record